UCCAUCAUUACAAUCAUAAAUAUACACACUUUCGUGCUUAGAUAACCAUGUUGAGUUGAUGUAAUAAAUAAGCCAAAUAAAUAAGCCACCAACACUUGCCGGCCUUUUAGCAUCUCUCCUAAGUUAGCAAGUGACUCUCAUUCUGUGUAUAGCAGUUAAUUCAACCAUUUAAACAGUUCUCAACAUACCCUGCUGAACAAGCCUAAAUUUGAAAAAGAUUUCUGAAGAUUACACACAUCCAACGCGAUCUCUGCAGAAGAAUCCGCCUGCGCAACAGUAACGAAGGAUGCACAAUGAUUCUGCUUACCAAAUAUAUACAGGCGACGGCCGUUUUAUAAUUUUAAACGCUCGACCUCCAUUGCAGAAAUCUCAUCUUCAAUGGAGAAGAAGAGAUUGGAGGUGAAUAUAAUCUCAGCCCAGGACUUGGAAAAACCCCUUUUGCGGCGUUUUCGGAGAAUGAAAACCUAUGCCGUAGCAUGGAUCUGUCGAAAUGAAAAAAUGUCGACGCGGAUCGACAGAAGGGGCGGAGUAUUUCCUACCUGGAACGAUAAGCUCAUUUUGAGCUUGGAAGAUCGAUUCUUGCAAAGCCAGACUUGUGCUCUAACAGUCAACAUUUAUCGCCAGGGUUUUUUCAGGGAUUCGCUCAUCGGAAGUGUGAGGAUUCUCAUGUCCGCUCUGGUUACAGAUGGCGUGAAUUUUUUUGUGGCUCAGGUGCGCCGGCCCUCAGGGCGUCCGCAGGGGAUUCUCAAUCUGGCUUCUGUGAUUUUGUAUGGGAAAAAUAAUGCUUUUGAAGAUAAAUUUGAGGGGGAUGUUAAAGGGAUGUCGAAGCCUGAGAUUGUUGUUGAUCAGAAGGUCGAUUCAACGAAUGGUGGUGAUUUUUCUGCAAAUUUAGGCGUUCGAAGCAACGAAUCCCUAGAACGGUGAUUGAUUGUUCAUUUUUUCGGAGUUUCUUCGCAAUUGGUGAUCCUGUGUCUGUGAUUUCUUCGGUUUGGGAAAAUCUCUUUGUGCCCAUCUGUAUUUUUAAUUUAGUGCACAGUUUGCUUAUUUCUUCUUAGUUUGGAAGAUUUUGGGGUUUUCUGGUGAAGUGUGGUUCAGAUGUUUUUGAAAUGAGGGCAAUUGUAAGAAGGGCAAUUUUACAUUCUUUUCAAAUUGUUUGUUGGAUUAUAUUGUGAUUUAGUAGGGUUUUUAUAUCAAUUCGGAUAGGCCGAAAUUUCCACGACUAACAGUCAAAGAUUCAAAGGUAUCCAUUUUGUCAAAGUCAUUUGGGACACCAUCUUGGCCUCAAAGGUAUUCAUUAUGUCAAAGUCACCUGGGACACCAUCUUGGUCUCAUUCCUUAUAAUGUUGGGGCUUUGCAUUCUGCAAGACUAUUUCUAGUGGGUGCAUUUCAAACCAUUCAGCUUCAACAAUAGACCAUGGGCUUAGUGAUAGAAGCCAUAUCUUAAUUAAGUUGUUAUA
Messenger RNA from Cryptomeria japonica (Japanese cedar), 1457 nucleotides. Its product is annotated as protein SRC2. Bases 379 to 924 code for a protein of 181 amino acids. Gene Ontology annotation, biological process: defense response. The record is from RefSeq and is a predicted model, not a curated record. The transcript has a single exon. NCBI's taxonomy places the organism in Eukaryota, Viridiplantae, Streptophyta, Pinopsida, Cupressales, Cupressaceae.